AUGGCUUCAUCCCGUCAGUGGCUAUAUUUUCAAGCCAUCAUUUGGCGAUUCCUAAUGCGCAUUGGAAUGAUCCUGCAUGAUAUCGCUCCUCCACGUGUCUCAAAACCUCGCUUCACCCGCACCGUCGAAACCGAUACUCAAGGCCACUCCGUUGUCAUCCAUUUUUACUGCCCACCAGACUACGAACAAAAACGCCGACAAGGUCACCGCUUUCCUGUUUGCGUCAACUUCCAUGGCGGAGGAUUUACCCUUGGAUGCGCUACCGAUGAUUCCCGCUGGGCCGACGCCGUGGUGAAAGAAGUUGAUGCAGUCGUGGCCAGUGUGAGUUAUCGACGGGCCCCAGAACACCCUUUUCCCGCGGCGGUUGACGACGGCGUCGACGCACUGCUUUACCUAGCCACCCAUGCCACUGAUCUGGGCUUAGACGUGAGCCGUCUGGCUCUGAGCGGAUUCUCGGCGGGCGGCAAUCUGGCUGUUACGGUUCCGCUGCGACUCCGCGAGCGACUCCACACCGAGAUCAAGGAACGUUUUGGCAGGGCGGAUUCCACACAACGGUUGGUGGAUCAAAUCGGUGAGCUUCGGGUUGUCGCCCUUUUCAGCUGGUAUCCCAUUCUGGACUUCUUAGAGUCCCGUGACCAUCGUCGGAUGACGAGUCUCAUGCCAAACGAGACUCUUCCGGCCUUCUUCACCACUCUCUUCGAUGAGUCGUAUGUUCCCAAUCUAGAGGAUCGGACUUCCCCUUAUGCAUCGCCCGUACGCGCCUCCGACCGGAUGCUGGAUGAAGCCUUGCCGCACGAUAUCUUCUUGUAUAUAUGCGAAUGGGAUAUGUUGAUGAAAGAGGGCCAGACUUUUGUCCGCCGCUUAGAAGGUCUUGGGAAGCGUGUUCGUGCUAUGAUGAUUGAGAAGGCCCGCCAUGCUUGGGAUAAGUCAGCCAACCCUUUCCGCGACCAGGGUAGCGUAGACGUUCUGUAUCGUGACGCAUGCGCUGACAUGAAGGCGAUUUUCGGUCGGUGA
This is a messenger RNA of Penicillium odoratum, 1014 nucleotides long. Its product is annotated as alpha/beta hydrolase. The coding region runs from base 1 to 1014 and encodes 337 amino acids. The record is from RefSeq and is a predicted model, not a curated record. The transcript has a single exon. Gene Ontology annotation, molecular function: hydrolase activity. Lineage: Eukaryota; Fungi; Ascomycota; Eurotiomycetes; Eurotiales; Aspergillaceae.